Molecule: messenger RNA, 2355 nt
Organism: Closterium sp. Naga37s-1
Lineage: Eukaryota; Viridiplantae; Streptophyta; Zygnematophyceae; Desmidiales; Closteriaceae
Source: the annotation of a GenBank genome assembly
AUGCUCGGGAGAUGCGCGACGCGCGGAGCGCGUUUCAGGCUGAGGAGAGCGGCCGGCGCAGCACGGAGGAAGCGGCAGGAGAGGAUGGGCGGCAGCGCAGCGGAAUCAAUGCGGGUGAAAGAAGCGGAAGCGGAGGGUUUGGCGGAGGGUGUGGGGGAGGACGGGGAGGCGGGCGGAAGGGACGAGGGGGACGAGGAUUCAGAGGAGAGAGGGGAGGGAGAGGCGGGGGAAGAGGAGGGAAGGAGAGGAAAGACUCUGCGCAAGAUGGCCCCAAACCAAUCGCACACACCCCUCUCAAUCCCCACCCAGCACGUCACCUCUUCUUAUCCUCUCCCGUCCUCCCAAGCCGCCUCCUCUCCCCGAGCCUGUCCGUCAGGCUUGGCAGGGGUGCUGCAGGAUUGCCAGGAGGUGGUGUGUCGAGCGUUGGAGAGCUUCGAGGCGCGGCUGGGAGGGAUUGUGCUGGGGACGCAUUCUCCCCCGGACUCUCCCCCGCACUCCCCUUCCCUCUCCCCGUCUACCAUCCGCGCUGCUCCUUCUGCUCCUCUUGCUGCCCCUGCUGCUGCUCUUGCUGCCCCUGCUGCUGCUCUUGCUUCGCCUGAUGCUGCUCCUCCUGCUGCUGCUAGCACCGUUGAUGCUGCUGCAUCCCCCCGCUCCGCCAGCGCGCAGGCGUCCCCCAGGGGGUGGGGGCGAGCGGACAGGGCGCAGUGGGAUUACCCCAGGGGCAGUGCGCAAGUAGCUCCCAGGGCAAGAGCGGGAGGGGCAGAUAAGGCGCAAGGGGAAUGCGCCAAGGGCAGCGCGGAAGCAGAGGGGGCGAGCUACCCCUGUUCCGCCAGUGCGCAAGUAGCGCCCAGGGUAGGGGGAGGGCUAGGUAAGGCGCAGGGAGAUUGCGCCAGGGGCAGCGCGGAAGCACAGGGGACGAGUUCCGCCCUUUCCGCCAGUGCACAGUUCUCUCCCCGCUCCCCUACACAGCGCUCCCCUUUGCACCGCUCUCCACACCCUUCAACCACGUCCUCCCAGCCCCGUACCUUUGACAACCGCUCCUCCUCUCCCCACGUCCUCUCCCCGCGCUCCUUGUCAUCCCAACCGCGCUCGCCCCGCGUCCCCUCGCACCAUCCCCUUUUUUCUCAACCCCAGAUUUUUCAACCCCCUUCACCUCGACCCCCCGCGGCCCCGAAGUCCCCCCGCUCCCCACGUGACGCACCUCAGAAAUCCCCUCGCGCCACACACAAACCCUCCCGUUCCCCCCUCACGUCCUUUGACUCGUCCUCUCACCCGUCCCUCCAAUCCCACUCCUCCCCCUUCGAGGCCUCUCAAAAUGCCCCCCUCAGUUUUGGAACCGCUGCAGUGGUUACAGAUGGUGAGAAGCGUCACCCGAAUCAGCAGGUGAACCCACAGGUGAAUCUGCAGGCGAAUUCGCAGGUGAAGAAGCAGGGCUACGUGCAACAUCAGGUGAACCAGCAGCAAGCGCUGAUCCUGCAGCAACAACAGCCUUCACAACAGCAAAACCAGUGGCAGCAGCAGCAACAACAGCAGCAGCAGCAGCAGCAGCAGCAACAGCAACAGCAGCAGCAACAGCAACAGCAGCAGCAACGUUUCAAUCCCAGGGUGCGACGUCUGGUGUCAUUUACUUCUGCACCUGCUAUCCCUGCCACCCCUUGGAAGAGCGUGUUGCCUCACAAGGCUGCAAGCACUAUUGAGAGUGCUUCUUCCCCCACCAGCACUCCUGCCUCUGCCACUGCUCCCACUGCUGCUGCCGGUGUCACUGUCGCUGCCACUGCUGCCACUGCCGGUGCAACGGCUGCUGCUGCCGCUGCAGGAUCUUAUCAGUCUUCUCCUCUUCCUCCCGUUCGCAUGCCUGGCUAUCCCUCCCCGUCGCCCAAUCCCUCACUCUCCUCCGUCCAUCGUGCCGCUUUGCACCACACUGUACCGCAUGCUGCCCCUCACUCCUCCCCGCACAAUUCCCCUCACGCUCACUCCUCUUCCCCGCAUACCCUCUCCUCUUCCCCUCACUCUACCUCAUCCUCUGCCCACUCCUCCCCCCACUCCUCCUCUCCCUCACUCCACCGCUCCCCUUUCCGCCCCCCACACUACCCCUCGCCUCUCCACCGCUCCUUCUCUUCCACCCCAUCGGCACCCCUAUCCCUCCAACCGAGCUGCACCGCUCUGGAAUCCCCUGGAACCAUCACCCGCAGCCAGUUGUGCCGUUUAGAGCUGGGAGAGAAUGUGCUGCUGGAGAAUCUAGGGUUGGGGCUGUGGUUGGGAGAGAGACGUGCGGGUCACAAGCUGUUGACGGAAAGGAGGGUGGAGCAGCAGCAGGAACAGCAAGGAGUGGGGGGUUGGCAGAGGGGGGAGUAG